This is a messenger RNA of Ipomoea triloba (trilobed morning glory), 1452 nucleotides long. Its product is annotated as aluminum-activated malate transporter 8-like. Gene Ontology annotation, biological process: malate transport. The coding region runs from base 1 to 1452 and encodes 483 amino acids. Gene Ontology annotation, cellular component: plant-type vacuole membrane. The record is from RefSeq and is a predicted model, not a curated record. The transcript has 5 exons. Lineage: Eukaryota; Viridiplantae; Streptophyta; Magnoliopsida; Solanales; Convolvulaceae.
AUGGGGAUGGAUUCAUCAUCUAUUCUGGGGAAAAUGAAGGAUAAGGUGGUGGAGAUAGCCAAGAAUGUAGAGAAAAUUGGGAGGGACGACCCAAGAAAAAUCGUGCAUUCAGCUAAAGUGGGAGUAGCUCUUACACUCAACUCUUUGUUCUACUAUUACGAUCCUCUCUAUGAAGGGUUUGGGCAAUCUGGAAUCUGGGCUCUUUUGACUGUCAUCUUCGUCUUCGAAUUCACUGUUGGUGCCACCUUAUCCAAAGGCCUGAACAGGGCUUCUGCAACUCUCUUAGCAGCUGCCAUGGGUGUUGGAGCUAAGUAUUUGGGUGACCUUUGUGGUGACAAAGGCGAGCCUGUCGUUCUUGGAAUCCUUGUUUUCAUCCUAGCUGCCAUAUUAACAUUCAUCAGAUUUAUUCCGGGUAUCAAGACUAAGUAUGACUAUGGAGUUGUCAUAUUCAUCCUCACCUUCAGUAUGGUAACUGUCUCCGGCUAUCGGACGGAGCAGAUUAUACAGUUUGCUCAUCAACGGCUGUCCACGGUGGCCAUAGGUGGCGUAACAUGCAUACUCAUUUCCGUGCUUGUAUGCCCUGCAUGGGCCGGAGAAGAUCUUCAGAACCUCAUUGCUGCAAAUAUUGAAAAGCUUGGAAACUCCUUAGAAGGUUUUGGAAGUGCAUAUUUUAGGUUCCCUGAAGCUGAAGGUGAAGAAAGUGGGCGUGCAAAGGCAUUAUUUCCUCAAGACUAUAAAUCUGCAUUCAAUUCUAAAGCUUCUGAAGAUUCCUUGGCAACUUGUGCAGGGUGGGAAUUUGGUCAUGGCGAGUUCAAGUUUCGUCAUCCAUGGGAGCAAUACUUGAAAGUUGGAGGUCUUGCCAGGGAAUGUGCUUCCCAUCUUCAAGCUCUCAGCAGCUACUUCAACACUACAGACGAUGAUGAGGCCACAUUGUUAAGUUUUAAGAGCAAGAUUGAAGAGCCAUGCACAAGAAUGUGCUUCCAAUCCACCCACGCUUUGAAAGCUAUAUCAUUAGCCAUCAAAACCAUGUCGCAUCCCUCGCCGGAGAUCCAAGACCACCUACGAAACUCCCGAGCAGCCAUUAAUGAUCUCGAGGUCGUGUUUCGGAGCUCUUCAUUAUCGACGGAGAUGCUCUUCGAGAUCAUACCUUGCGCUGCAGUUAUGUCUAUACUGAUUGACAUCGUUAAUUGUGUGGAUAAAAUCUCGAAAUCCGUCGACGAGCUGUCGGAAAAAGCUGAUUUCAAGAAAUCAAAGGCGAAAUCUCCGGAGGCGCAACAACAAUUGCUCCACCGCGGAAUUGUGACGCCGGUUAAUGAAGAUUCCCCGGAGGGUGAUGUGGUGGCGGUUACAAUAGAUGAAACACCUCAAGAUUCCCCGGAAUUCGAUAAUUUGCAAGGAGCGAUACAUGAACAAAAAUCACAAGAAUUAAUUACAGAUGUAAAGAUAGGGUAA